Xyrauchen texanus (razorback sucker) is the source of this 1631-nucleotide messenger RNA. Its product is annotated as C-C chemokine receptor type 5-like. Gene Ontology annotation, molecular function: chemokine receptor activity. Bases 15 to 1256 code for a protein of 413 amino acids. Lineage: Eukaryota; Metazoa; Chordata; Actinopteri; Cypriniformes; Catostomidae. The transcript has 4 exons. Gene Ontology annotation, cellular component: membrane. Gene Ontology annotation, biological process: chemotaxis; G protein-coupled receptor signaling pathway; immune response. The record is from RefSeq and is a predicted model, not a curated record.
CCUCCUAUCCUGGUAUGGGUGGUCAGAGGGCAACUCCAUUUAUCACACUUGUUUCUAACACCUCUGGUUCGAUUAUGAAUUCUUCUGAUUUCCUAUUGAGGACCACUGUACUUCCUUCAAGCACAGGGAUGGUAACCAUCAGUACCCUACACCUGACUCCUACAUCACCCAGUGUGAAUAGGACAUUAGAUGAUGAAAUACAUGCUGUUACACCAUAUGACUAUGGUGAUUACUUUGAAAGUAUGGAUCCAUCUGCAUUCUCUCCCUGUGCUUUUGGAGAUCAUGCAUCAAGCAUCCUCCCCAUCUUAUACGCCCUGUUUUUCAUGGUGGGUUUUCUGGGUAACAUGCUGGUGGUCUGGGUGCUCUUGAUGGGUGUGAAGAUGAGAAGUAUGACAGACGUCUGUCUCCUGAACCUGGCUUUAGCUGACCUGCUGCUGGUCUCCUCCCUCCCCUUCCUGGCACACUAUGCCACACACCAGUGGAUCUUUGGAGGGUUCAUGUGCACUAUUGUCCUCAGCGCCUACCACAUUGGAUUCUACAGUGGGAUUUUCUUCAUUGUACUCAUGAGUGUUGAUAGAUACUUAGCUGUAGUUCAUGCUGUGUUUGCUUUGAGAGUAAGAACCAGAACAUAUGGGAUCUUAGCCAGUGUGGUCAUCUGGAUCUUUGCUGUUUUAUCAUCCUUUCCGGAGCUGAUGUACCUGAAAAUCAGUUAUUACAAUAAAACAGAAACACUCUGUACAGCUUAUCCCACAGAUGAUACAAAUUCUAACCAUUCUUCAAAGACUUUUGGUAUCUUUAAGAUGAACAUUUUAGGCUUAAUUCUCCCACUCAUUGUAACUGGAUUUAGUUACUCAAUGAUUCUGAACAGACUCCACACAGCUCGUUCUUCCAGAAAGCAUGCUGUGCGCCUUGUCAUCAUGGUGAUGGUUGUCUUCUUCAUCUGUUGGGCUCCGUACAAUGUUGCAGCUUUUGUGAAAGCUUUAGAGCUUAAAAAUCUCAUUGGACACUCAUGUGAAAACAGCAAAAGAAUCACUCUUAGUCUGCAGUUUACAGAGGCUGUGGCUUACUUACACAGUUGUCUGAAUCCCAUUCUCUAUGUGUUUGUGGGAGAGAAGUUUAGAAGGCAUCUAUUCAGACUUCUGUACAAGACACCCUGCAGCAGACUACGGUUCAUGAAGAGUUACUUUACACAGGCCACAGGUUCUGUUUAUUCACAGACCACAAGUCUGGAGGAAAAAGCUUCAACGGCAGUGUGAAUGGAAAAUAAUCAGGGUAGGGAGUACAGACAAAUAACCAUCAAGUAAGGAUUGAUUUGCAUGGUGCAGCACAGUGUACUUUAGCAAUUAUUUAUGGCCUGGUCUCUGCUCUAAUGAAAUCACAACAUGUGAUCAGCAAUGUGAUCACAUGUGCCCCAUUUCUAAUAUACGUAAAUCUACAGUUACAAUUUUGCUUGGUUAAUUAAAGGAGCACCUAGUAAAAUGCAUACAUAUGUUGCACCAGCAUGUUCAAACUUUUACUAUUUCUUUCUGCUAAAAAUUUUAAGAAUGAAAAAAUGUUUUACAAAAAAAGUAACAGAGAACCUUUCCAAAAAUUUUAUGUGGGCAGGUUUUGAACAUGGGAAUGCUCGCAAU